AUGGCUCCUGCGGCCCACAAGGGUGUUGGACUGCUAGUCUACAGCACACCAAGGGAUUGGAGAUUACGUGGGCUUAAACGAAAGCGAGAUGAAGGUGCUGCAUAUCAGUCCGAUUUGCAAAAUGAGUUAUCCAAGCGUGCUCUUGCACUAGAAAAAAUAAAAACCAAGAAGCAAAUACGACUUGCUAACAAUAAUUUUAGGAGUGCAGUUGAGAGAUCGAAUAAUAUAGCGAAAAUUUGGAAAAUACAUAGCGAAGCAGCAGUAAAGAUUCACAUUGGCAUUGCAAAUGAGCUCACCUCUGAAGCGCCGGUAUUAUCAGAAUCAUCAUAUGACGAUCAGUGCAGAGAGGAAGAUCACCAAAAACAUGUUUAUAUGCAACAGUCCGAGGAGAUAAUAUCAACCGAGAUUCAAACUCUUUUGACAAAAAUGGAAAAAGCAAAGGACAAUCGUCUUUUUCAAUAUUAUAUUGUUAAUCUUGCCGAACAGAAUCUCGCAGAUGUGAUGUACACAAUCUUUACGGCUAGUGAUCGAGUGCUAAUGAAGAAACUUUGGAAAGAAAGAGAGCCGACCGUGGAACAUAUGAAAAGAACAUCGCGGAAGACUAAGUGGGAUAGGAUGAUCAAGCCUCUCGUAGAAAAGAACACAUCGGCAAUGAAGUGUUGGUCCGUGUUUGAUGACGAUGCUGAUUGUCUAGAUCAAGAGGUUAUUCUCGAGAAGCCGUUCGAUGGGAAGUUCGUAUUCAAAACACAUUACGAUCUUUUGUGGGUCCGUGACGUAUACCAGCGUUUCAUGUUAUUGUUUGCAUCUCCCAUAAACAUUUUACGAGAUUCCGCCACUUCCGAGAUCAAUUAUAGGGAAUGUUUUGUAAAUCCCAUUAUUGUAAAAGCCUUUGAUGAUUUAGUUGGCAAAAUUACUUUCAACAGCGGAGAGGUAGAAUGCGAAGUCCGUAAGCGACAACGAAAUGAAACUAACAGCCAGAAGACACGCGUAAACCUCGGACCUAAGCAUGAUGGUAUCCUGACAGUCCAUGUCAAUGCCAAGUCGAUGGAAGUAGGAUUCAUGGAGGUCGUUGGAAAUGCCGUAAUUGUUGAUCCCAAAAAGCGGGCAGGAGAUAGAGAGAAGCUUUUCAAAGCAAUGCAAAUAUCGAUAUUUUAUCAGCGUCAACAUCAUCAGGAACGUGGUGCGACGGAAGAUCAAAUAUUGAAUAUUCAGAGCUUUGGCAUUUUAGUAUAUCAGCGUGAUGUUGCCAUGUACAGUAUGCAUCGCACAAACGGCGGACUUUAUAUUACCGAUGUUAUGGAGAAUUUUACGAUACCGGACAGCGCCGACCAGGCAUACGUGUUGGAAGAAAUUGUGAACAAGGUCUACUUCUUCAAG
Paraglomus brasilianum is the source of this 1377-nucleotide messenger RNA. The record is from the annotation of a GenBank genome assembly. NCBI's taxonomy places the organism in Eukaryota, Fungi, Glomeromycota, Glomeromycetes, Paraglomerales, Paraglomeraceae.